Molecule: messenger RNA, 1652 nt
Organism: Nicotiana attenuata
Lineage: Eukaryota; Viridiplantae; Streptophyta; Magnoliopsida; Solanales; Solanaceae
Product: probable E3 ubiquitin-protein ligase BAH1-like
Exons: 6
Coding region: 239-1243 (334 amino acids)
Source: RefSeq, a predicted model, not a curated record
GUACAUAAAAACCUAAAUUUAACGAAUGACCAGCUAAGCUUGCCCGCGGCUACACGCCAAUAUUUGAAACCAAAGAAAAAAUUUCUCAGAUUACCAUAACCCCACCCCCUAUUUAUUUACCACUCCACAACGACGAUAUUCAUGAUCUUCAAUUUGUGUGGAAUUGGAAAUUUCUGAAUUAAUCGGGUUGGGUCUGAGAAGAAUAAGAAGAAGAUAUUGUUAAGGAUUUAAUUUAAUCAUGAAGUUUGGAGAAACUUUUAUGGAGUAUCUGCAGGGCGAUCAAGGGAAAAUUUCGGAAAAAUAUUCGCCGCAUGUUGAAUACAAAAGGUUGAAGAAGGUUCUCAAGAGUUGCAGAUCUUGUAGGGCUUCCGCUCUAAAGGAAUCUAAUUCUAAUGGAGAAGAUGACGAUCAUGAAGCUUUGAAUUGCCAAUUCGAGUCUUGCCAAUUAUGUGAUCAGAAGUUCUUUUCUGAAUUGAAGAAGGAGGCUUCUGAUAUUGCUGGUUGCUUCAGUUCUAGAGUGAGAAGACUUCUCCAACUUCAUACUGCUCCCGGUAUGCAAAAGUACCUGGUAAUCUUGCGUCAAUGUUUCAAGAAUGAUCAGCAGGCCAUGAUGCAAGAGUGCCAAAUAUUAAUUGAAUAUGCAAUGAUGAAUGCUAUUGCUAUGCAAAAGAUCCUUAAGAAAUAUGAUAAAGUUCAUUGCUCGGUGAAUGGAAGGAACUUUAAAUCGAAGAUGCGUGCUGAACGCCUAGAGAUUCUACAAUCACCAUGGUUGAUUGAACUAGGGGCUUUAUAUUUGAAUUUCAAUGAAUCAAAUGGUGGGAAGUCUAAUGAGCUUUUCAGUCAAUUUUCUUGCAAUCUCAGUGAUACAGAGCCUAUUAUGACUUUGAUGUUUCCAGAUUCUGUAAAACUAGAGUACAAUCUGACUUGUCCAAUCUGCUUGGAUAUGGUCUUCAAUCCAUAUGCUUUAGGCUGUGGGCAUCUUUUCUGCAAAUCUUGUGCUUGCUCUGCAGCUUCUGUGAUGAUUUUCCAAGGAAUUAAGGCUGCAAGUAAGGAGUCAAAAUGUCCAGUUUGCAGAGAGGUUGGAACUUAUGCUAAUGCUGUGCAUAUGAUGGAAUUAGAUUUGCUUCUGAAGAAAAGAUAUAAGCAGUAUUGGAAGGAAAGACAUGCUUCUGAACGAGCUGAAUCAGUGAAGCAAUCGAGGCAGUACUGGGAUCUCCAAACGAGAUAUGUUAUUGGUUAUUAGAUACUGUGUUCAUUAAUCUGAUAUCAGCUUUUGGCCGAUUCAUCUAUCUUAACAUAACAGCAUAUGAGCGCGAUGGAGCAGUCUGGAGGAUCUAUUUUCUCUGAGCUCCAACUUUUUGAGGAAACAAAAUCACUUCAUCUGGACAUUAGCAAAUCACCAUCUGGUCUUUUUGGUUCAUUUAGAUGAAUAUUUCUUGACACUGUUAGGUUUCUGAUUCCUAGAUUAUUGGAGUUUGCCAAAGUGCCUCGAAUUCAGCAUUGUAAUUAAAUGUUUUCCAUGCCCUUUAUUUGAAAAUUUUCUGAGACAUCAUCACAAUCAGGAAAGCGGCAAUUUUGAGUUGUAUUUCAGAUGUAACGUCAAUCAGGGCCUUAAUGGAAUUUAUCCUUAAUUAAAAUUCGUUUUUUCUGUC